Messenger RNA from Dentiscutata erythropus, 158 nucleotides. Lineage: Eukaryota; Fungi; Glomeromycota; Glomeromycetes; Diversisporales; Gigasporaceae. The record is from the annotation of a GenBank genome assembly.
GUACCAGGUUUCGUGACAAAAUUUUACUACAAACUAACCCGACUACUACUUACCAAGCGGCUAACGAUGUUCAAGACGAUACAGGAAAACAAGAAAAGAACGAUGCUACUAAUGAAGAUAAUUCUGCCAAACAAGCUUUAUUCAAAGCCCUACUUUAG